Messenger RNA from Plasmodium relictum, 4503 nucleotides. Its product is annotated as conserved Plasmodium protein, unknown function. The transcript is spliced from 6 exons. Bases 1 to 4503 code for a protein of 1500 amino acids. The record is from RefSeq and is a predicted model, not a curated record. NCBI's taxonomy places the organism in Eukaryota, Apicomplexa, Aconoidasida, Haemosporida, Plasmodiidae.
AUGAACAAACCAUUUGAAAUUUUAGAAUUUUUUAAAAUUAAACUUUCUAUUAAUUUAAGUUUAGCUUUUAUAAUUUUAAAUAUAUUAUUAGUCUUAUUUUCUACUUUUUUAAUUAGAAAUGUAAAAAAAAAAGGCAAAAAAGGAUAUUCUAAGAAAGACGACCUAAUUAAUGAAGACAAUGGUCAAAUUUCUGAUAGUAAAAUAUAUACAAAUAUAAAACCUAUUUUAAAAGAUAGAAGUGAAUUUGAAGAUGAAAUUUAUGAAAAAAGUGAAGAAAGUAUUGAUGAUGAAAAUGACAGAAUAGAAAAAAAAAAAAUAAAAAUUUACUUAAAAUUAAAUGAAGGAUUAGAAAAAAUUAAACAGGAAUUAGGUAUAGUAGAUAAAGAACUAAAAAAAAUUAUAUAUGAAGAGGAAAAUUUUAAAUUUAAAAAUAUAUAUACAUGUGAUAAAUCAAACGAUAACGAAUUUAUAGAAAUUGGUAAUUCUGAUAAAGAACAAAAAAAUACUAAACACAACUGUAAUGAAAAUAUAUUUAUAACAGAUUCUUUGGAAAAAAAAAUUAAUAAUGUAGAAUAUAAUAAAAAUGAUAAAUUCAUUAAAAAUAAUUCCUUAAAUACUAGUAAGAAAAGCACACAAGUGAAUUUAAAGAAUGAUUAUGAAUUCAAUAAAUUAAAUGAUUAUGUUGAUAAGACAGAUAAAAUAUCUGGAUAUAAUGAAAAAAAAAAAGAUACAUUCAAUAAUGACAAGAUAGUCAAUAAUAAUCCCAGAGAUAUUUUAAGUAAUAAUCAAAAUGCCUAUAUGAAAAAUAAUAAUAUUAACUUUAAUAUUAAGCAAGAAAAUUUAAAUAAUAACGAAAAUGUAAAUAAUAUAAAUUAUGAAAUAAGAAAUAGAUGCUCAAAUAAGGAUAAUAAUGAAAAUAUAAAUGAUUUAAAUUAUAAUAAAAAUAUUAAUUCUAAUAAAAAUACUACCUUAAAAAAUGAUGAGAAUAAUAAAUCUUCUGAAAAUGAUCAGAAAAAAGAUUACAAAGAAUGUGUGAAUAUUAAAAAUGAUAGAACUAGUGAAAGUAUAUUUAUCAUUGAGGAAGAUUUAUUAAAAGGAAAACAAAAAGACAAUCAAUCAAAUACAGUAAAGAAUAAAUUUAAAAAUGAAUUUAAAAUUAAUAAUUCGAAGGAAUCGAUUAAAAAUUAUUUAAGUAACGAACUACUUAAAAUAGACGAAAAAUUAGAAAGCUCUAAUUAUUUUUCUAAGAAAGAUGAUACUUCGAAUGAAAAAAGCGAAGAUUUAAAAAUUGAUUAUAAGUUAAAAAUAAACAAUGAACUUUUUAUUAAAAAAAGCGAAGAAUUAAAAAACGGAAGUUAUGAUUUAAAUAAAAAAAAAAAUGCUAUUCGUAAAAGCAUUGAUACAAAAAAAGAAAAAAGUGAAAAUAAUAAAGUUCAAAAUGUAAGAAAAAAUGAUAAUAAAGUUGAUACAAAUAAAAGAAGAGAUGAUAUUGUUAAAAUAAAUGACGUUAAUAAAAGAGAAAGUAACAUAAGUGUAACAUAUAACAUAAAUAAGAGAAAAAGUGUUAAUGAUAAAAUCAUUCAUUAUGUUAAUAAAAGAAAAAGCAAAGUAGGAGAAACAAAUAACAUAAAUAAAAGAAAAGAUAAUUCUAAAAAAAUAGAUGAUGUAAUUGAUGAUUUAAAUAAAAGAAAAGAUACAAAUAAAAGAAAGGAUUAUUUUGAAAAAAUAGAUAUAAGCAAAGGAAAAGAUGCUAAUAAAAAUGAUGAUUUAAAUAAAAGCAAAAACAAUGUUGAUAAAAUAAAUGAUGAUAUAAACAAAAUAAAAGAGGACAAUCAAAAUGUUGAUGAUACAAAUAGGAGAAAAAGUGAUGCUAGUAAAAUAUAUUAUAUAAAUGAAGAAUGUGACAUAUAUAGAAGUGAUAAUAUAAAUAUAAGUAGUGAUGGUAAGAUGAACAUGAUAUAUAAAAGGAAUGAACAUAUUGAAAAAAUAGAUAAUAUACAUAAAAGUAAAGAAUAUGAUGAAAAAAUUCAUAUGGGAAAAAAAAAAGGUGGUAAUAAUAAAAUAGAUGAUUUAAAAAAAAGGAAAGAUGAUUAUGAUAAUAAAGAUGAUACAGAUGUUAGAAACAUUGGUAUUGAUAAAACGGAAAAUGUAAAUAUGCAAAAAGAAGUUGGUAAUGAAAUAAAUAAUAUAAAUAAAAGAAAUAAAGAUAAUGAUAAAACAGAAAAUGUAGAUAAAAGAAAAGAUGAUAAUUAUAAAGUAGAUGUUAUGAAUAAAAGAAACAAAGAUAAUGAUAAAGCAGAAAAUGUAAAUAAAAGAAAAGAUGAUGAAGAUAAAGUAGAUGAUAUAAAUAAAAGAAACAAAGAUAAUGAUAAAGCAGAAAAUAUAAAUAAAAGAAAAGAAAUUGGUAAUGAAAUAAAUGAUAUAAAUAAAAGAAACAAAGAUAAUGAUAAAACAAAAAAUGUAGAUAAAAGAAAAGAUGAUGACUAUGUAGAUGAUAAAAAUGAAAGAAAAGAUGGUAUUGAUAAAACAGAAAGUGUAAAUAAAAGAAAAGAAGUUGGUGAUGAAAUAAAUGAUAUAAAUAAAAGAAACAAAGAUAAUGAUAAAGCAGAAAAUGUGAAUAAAAGAAAAGAUGAUGAUGAUAAAGUAGGUGAUAUAAGUAAAAGAAACAAAGAUAAUGAUAAAACAGAAAAUGUAAAUAAAAGAAAAGAAGUUGGUAAUGAAAUAAAUGAUAUAAAUAAAAGAAAAGAUGAUGAUGAAGUAGACGAUAUAAAUAAAAGAAACAAAGAUAAUGAUAAAAAAGAAAAUGUAAAUAAACAAGAAGUUGGUAAUGAAAUAAAUAAUAUAAAUAAAAGAAACAAAGAUAAUGAUAAAGCAGAAAAUGUAAAUAAGCAAAAAGAUGGUAUUGAUAAAACGGAAAAUGUAAAUAAAAGAAACAAAGAUAAUGAUAAAACAGAAAAUGUAAAUAAACAAAAAGAAGUUGGUGAUGAAAUAAAUGACAUAAAUAAAAGAAAAAAAGAUAAUGAUCAAACAGAAGAUGUAGAUAAAAGAAAAGAAGAUGAUGAUGAAAUAGAUGAUAUAAAUAAAACAGAGGAUACUGAUAAAAUAGAAGAUAGAAACAGUAGAAAAGGUGAUAUAGAUAAAAUGGAUAAUAUAAAUAAAAGAAUAGAAGUUUAUAAAAUAGACAAUUUAAAUAACAGAGAAGAAUAUUAUGAUAAAACAAAUAAUAGAAAUAAAAGAGGAGAAUAUUUUGAUAAAGCAGAUGACAAUAAAAGUAAAGGAGAUUUGGAGAAACUUUAUGAUAUAAGAAAAAAAGUUCUUGACAAAAUAGAUAAUACAAAUAAAAGAAAAGAUGAUAAUGAUAAAAAAUAUAAUAUAAAUAAUAGAAAAAAUGAUAAUGACAGUAUAAAUGAUAUAAAUAAAAGAAGGGAGGUUGAUAAAAUUGAUAAUGCACAUAAAAAAAAAAAUAAUCCUGAUAAAACUGAUAAUUCAUCUAGUAAAGAUAUUUCGAACAACAAUUUACAUAUAAAUAGUUUAAUUAGAGAAAAAGCGAAGCAAUCUAUAAACAUGCAAGAAUAUGAUGUGAGUGAGAGUAAUUUAGUAACAUUAAAAGAUUUAAUAAAUAAAAAUAAUAAUUCAACAAAAAAAGAUAAUAAUAAAAUUGAAGAUAAAAAAAAUUAUGAAAGUUAUGUUUUAAAAAAUAUUAAAGAAAAAUAUAAAUUCAAUGUGGGUAUGAAAGAAAAUGAAAUAAAUCAGUUAAGAUAUAAUUUAAAAGACAAGUUUAAAGAUAUAAGUGAAAUAAUUAAAGUACAAAAUAAUAGUUUAAAAAAUAAUUUAGAAAAUGCUAAAUAUAUUGAAAAUUCAGGGAACGAUGAAAAAAUUACUGAAAAGUAUAAUUGCGAAAGUUUCGGUUUAAAAAAUAAUUUUAUAAAUACUAUUGAACCAAAAAACAAAAAGGAAGAAAAAUGCACAAGAGACUUAGCCGAAGAUAUAAUAAAAAAAGAAAGGAUAUUUGAAUUUGCAAAACAUAGAACUAAUACAGAUAUAUCUAAUUAUUCGAAUGAAAUGAAUAACAGAGAUAUAAAAAGGCUAAAAAAAUGGAAAUCUCAUAUGAUAUCAAAGAAAAAUGAAGAUGACUGGCUUUCAUCAGAUGUACUACUAUCAUGUUUUUUGAAUUUUAUAAAAUUAAAAAAAUAUGUAAAUAUAACAGAAUUAUCAGUUAAAUUUCAAACUACAACUGAAGAUAUACGGGAAAAAUUGGAGGAAUUAGAAGAGCAAGAUAUGAUUAAUGGUGUUUUAGAUGAAAAAGGUAAUUAUAUUUAUUUAUCACAAGAAGAGAUUAAUAAAUUAUGUUUUGAGAUACAGUCAAAAGGGAAAGUAAAUACACAUGAAGAUUUUGUGAAAGUUUGUAAUAAAGUUAUAUCUUUAAAUAUUAAUGAUAAGGAUAAAGAAAAAUUAAAAGAAGAGGAAGAAAAAAUAAUUAAAGCCAAGACAGAAAUAUUUUAA